Molecule: messenger RNA, 567 nt
Organism: Protomyces lactucae-debilis
Lineage: Eukaryota; Fungi; Ascomycota; Taphrinomycetes; Taphrinales; Protomycetaceae
Exons: 2
Coding region: 1-567 (188 amino acids)
Source: RefSeq, a predicted model, not a curated record
AUGACACCCAUGCACGACCGCGGCUAUGGCAAUUUUGAGAGCAGUUAUUGCACCGUGUGCGAGUGCUUGAUUGACGGCAAACCAGAGACGUCUUUGUAUUGCUCAAAGGCAUGCCGUAAGAGAGACGCGAAGGAGCUUUUCUCAAUGCCUGUAGAUGAAGUACGCUCUACCUUUCAGCGCACGAAGUCGGCAACCUCCCUCACGGGACUUGCUGAGCUUGCAACCCAUUCACCGGCCACCGCACACAAGUUAUGCACACCAGCCCGUCCGAUAUUGACACCACUCACACCAAGCAUUUUAUCCGAUGGAACUGAGCCAAAAGGAGAUGCAGGGGAGAGGUCGGCAGACAAGACGAUGAAGGCGAGGGAACGGCCUCUGCCGCCCAAACGUACAAGCUACAGCAGCAGUGUACCGCGUUCUAUUGAUCUGGUAACGCCUGAUCCGCAACUCCUUUCGCUGUCACCACUCAAGCGAGACCAACCAAAGAUACGCAUCGCAGCAUUUGGCUUGUCGGGUGAUGCCAGACCGCGGUCGCCUCUGCACAAGGACCCGGGGAGUGGUUGUUGA